AUGAACCAUUUUCAACCGCGCCAAACCGACGCGUUGAUAGGGCUGAUGCGGAAUUUGCCGGUACUGUGGUUAAAAAGCAGUAAAAUCAACGGCCACAACUCGAAGGAUGUAAAUUUAGCAAAGGCCGAAGCGUGGAAAGCUGUAGCAGAAAGUUUGCGGAUAUCAAUAAAAGAAGCGAAAGAGCAAUGGGCCUACAUUCUGUUAAUACACCGAAAUAUCUACGGCCAGCUACCCGACGAGGCGUUUCGAUACGACUCGCCACCAAAUUGGGACCCUCAUUGGGAUGAAGCCGUCACACACAUCUCGCUCUUGCUGUUUACAAAACCCGGGGCGAUCGGUCUUUUUGACGCGGGGGCCGCUUGGGGGGACGUGUAUGUGCACGUGCCCCUUUUUGUGCUUUUGGUGGUUGUGCUGCGGCUCCGCGCUGGCCGCGUACCACCCCCGACGGCUGGCACCGAGCGGAAACGGCCAAUGGGCUGGGGAUGGGCCCGCGGAGGG
Molecule: messenger RNA, 498 nt
Organism: Mesorhabditis spiculigera
Lineage: Eukaryota; Metazoa; Nematoda; Chromadorea; Rhabditida; Rhabditidae
Source: the annotation of a GenBank genome assembly